AUGAAUUAUUUGACUGUCGAUUCUGGUACAACACCAACAAGCCCUGACAAAAUUAAAGAUGAAGCAACAAAUAAUGAAGAACUCGAAAUUGAUAAUUCACAGAGUGUGCUCCUCAAAAUUGCAACAUUGUAUGCUGAACAGUUGAUGAGUGAUCUAAUUCUAGAAGUUGGUGGUGUUGGAUAUCCUGCUCAUAGGCUUAUAUUAUGUGCUAGUAGUGAAGUGUUCCAGGUGAUGCUUAUGAAUCGUGAGUGGAGUGAAUGGCAAGAAAGUCGUAUUGUGUUACAAGAGACACCUAUUGCUGCUUCUGUCUUCCCACAUUUUUUGAAAUACUUCUAUACAGGCCAAAUUAAGAUAUCCCACCAAACUGUUCUUCCGGUUUUAUCGUUGGCAGAUAAAUAUAAUGUAAAGGACCUAGUAACGCUGUGCCUUGACUACAUGUCGCAACACAUAGCACAGGCAGCCAAACGAGGGCAGCUCAUCGCAUGGAUGCAAUACACGAUGGCAUGCGGGCAUAAUGAGGUAGCUAAGACGUGUCAGAACUUUGUGAAAUGGAACAUAGAGUGGGUGUUGGACAGCGAGCUGGCGGAGCUGGAGGACGAUACGCUGCUGCUCCUGCUGCAGCACAGUGACCUCGUGCUGCAUAAUGAGAUGACGCUGUAUCUAUUCGUAGUGCGUUGGUUAAAUAAGCAAAAGGAGAAGUUGAAUGCCAACGAGCUGUCCGAGCAGGAGGUGAAGCUGCACUGGGACUCGCUGGUCACUACGAUGUUUUCACAUGUCAGGUUCCCAAUGAUGUGUCCGAACCAACUGGCCAAGUUACUGCUCUGCCCCUUGACGCAAGAGCACAAGGAGUUUUUCAUGGAGCGGAUGGCCAUCGCGAUGAGUUACCAGUCAGGCCAAUAUGAGCGUAUAUCGGAGAUCCAGCAGACGGAGUCGGGUCGGAUGCAGUUCACGCCGCGCCUGUACACGGAGGACACGUGGGGCUCCAUCCUGGCGGUGGACAACUUCCACUCGCUGCAGAGCUACCACACGCGCACCUUCAUCUUCUCCACCCGGCCGGCGGUGGCGGACGUGGCGGCCGACCGCCUCACCGAGUGGACCGUGGACCUCUACCCCAAGGGCGUGUGGUUCAGGAAGAGCAUGCUGAUAGUGUGGGCGGGGACGUAUGAUGUGCCGGAGGUGGUGCUGCGUACAGUGCGCAUCUCCAUCACGUGCCAGAACUGCCCCGAGGCCGCGCACGAGUACGACUGCGGCGAGCCCGAUGUGCGGGUCAAGAUAGGAAUUCUUGUGUGGGGCGUGCAGAACGGCGUCGAGCACGUCGCCUCCGUCGUGGAGCGGGUCCAUAGGUUUUCUGCUCAAUACAGGGUGCUGAACAUCGACGGCGCGCUGGACUUCGACGAGCUGAACACGCCGCUGUACAGCCCCGCGCCGCCCGCGCCCGCGCCGCGCGCGCACGGGUGGACGGUGUCCGAAGUGUUCAGACAGCUGCGACGCGCCGGAACCCAAACACCUGCUGGGACCCAACAGAGAUCAACUACGGAUACAAGUAGUGAUAGUGCCAAUGACGGACUUAUGUCACGUGACGACGCACUCGUGACCUCGCACGCGCCC
This is a messenger RNA of Brenthis ino (lesser marbled fritillary), 1608 nucleotides long. The record is from the annotation of a GenBank genome assembly. NCBI's taxonomy places the organism in Eukaryota, Metazoa, Arthropoda, Insecta, Lepidoptera, Nymphalidae.